ACGCUAACGUCUGCGUUCCAAAGACCGGAAAUGACGUUACCGAGAUGAUGGCGGAAGUGUGCACAUGUGCCACUGCUUAGCACUGACUGAGUAUCUGAUCUGUUGUGGAUGUCCAGAUAGAAAGUCAAGAUGCUGUCACGGCCAAAGCCUGGGGAGUCCGAAGAAGACAUCUUGAACUUCCAAAACCAAUUUCUUGCUGCUCGGGCCUCUGCAGCGGCAACGGUUGUUAAGAAAGCAGAUAAGAGAAAGGGAGAGGACAAGCAUACAGCUGGAGGAGCAGAACAAAGAGAUGUUGUGUCGCUUCAUGGUUUCCCUGACAUGCCACCAAUUCUGGAUCCAGGGCCAACCAAGAAAUCCAAAGUUGCUGGAGCACGGGUCUGUUUUGCUGAAGACGAUCCAGAAGACAUAUUGGACAAGCAUGACCAUCAUAUCACAGCUGUCCUCUCACAAAUCAUUGAGCAUGACACAAGUACUGCUACCAUCACAGCCCCUGUUCCUACUACAGAGCCGUUUCCCCGAGUUUUCCACAGAUCUGAGAUACCCAGCAUGGCUAUGCCUGGAACCGGGAAUUUAAGCAUCUUUGCUCAAAAAAUGGCUGCCAAAAGGAUUUCUGAAGCAGGGAAAAUAACUGGACUCUUCACUGCGCAUCCCCAGAAUGUACCCCCUCUUGCUCCUAGGAAUAGCCAUUCAUCGGAUAAGAGCAAAUCGUCCCAGUUACCAGGUGAAAUGCGUUUGCCCAGUUCCUGUCUGGUAACAGGAAAGGGUCUUCAAAGUUCAGGAGGGCUUGAAGAAGCUCAGAGGAUCCAUGAGGAGAAUGUGGAGAAGCUGAAGGCUUUAUCCGAGGAAGAGAGAAAACAGGAACAAGACCGUUUGAUGUCACAGCUUGAUCCCAAAUUGGUCGCCUUCUUGAGAUCAAAAAGAGAGAACCAGACAAAACCGUAUUCCGGCACUAAAAGUCCAGCGGGAGAACCCCAGACGGUCAGCCUGGAAAGACCUCAUUCUCCAACAGAGACAAAUACAUCCAGGCAGUCUCCAAGCACUGAAGAAAAUCAAAGUGCACUAUCAGUAGUUGAAGACCUCCCGCUGAAGCCUCAGAAGGAGUGGGUACACAUGGACACUGUGGAAAUUGAAAAGCUGGAAUGGACGAAGGCCCUUCCCCAGAGAAAGCAACAAAAAAACAAGAAGGGAAUGCAAGCACGAUUCAGCCUGAAGGGAGACCUGAUACCUCCACAUUCUGAGAUUCCUGUUCAUCUGGGGCUGCACCACCAUGGGGAGGAAGCAGAGAGAGCUGGUUACUCCCUCCAGGAGCUCUUCCAUCUGUCUCGGAGCCAGUUCAUUCAGCAAAGGACUCUGUCACUGCAGGUUCUGGGACGCAUUGUGAAGAAGGCCAAGCAGGGAGAGUUUGUCUCUGUCCUGAAGGGAAGUGUCCUACAGCUGCUGUUGGAUGCAGGGUUCCUCUUCCUCCUGCGCUAUUCUUUGGAUGAUGCCAUAGAAAAUGUUAUCGCUGCAGCAGUUGGCGCUUUGCAUUCCUUACUGGUGUCGCCAGAAGAUGAGGAAUAUCUGGACAUGACAUUUUCAUGGUACCAAGGAACAAAAGUGUUCCCAUUCUUACCAAAUGAAGAGGAUGAGGAAAGCGAUGAUGAUGAAGAUGAGUUAGAGGAAAGCACUAAUAAAGGAAAAGAAAAUCAGAAAAAGUCUAAAGAAGAAAAGAAAGCUGACCCAGAUGUGGCUCGUAAUGAUGCUGUAAAGGGUCUUCUGAAGACAAAGUUUCUGCACAGGCUCCGAUAUAUCUUGGAAGUUGUGAGGCCACCACCAUCUGUGGUCCUGAACAUUUUUGAUAUUCUUAUAAGGGUUGCUCGACACUCUGUAGCAGCCUGUAGCCAGCUCCUAGAUUGCCCGCGGUUGAUGGAAACCAUAGUACGUGAGUUCCUACCGAUGCAGUGGAGUAUUGCAAUGGAAACUAGUGAUCCUGGACCUUCUAGCCUCCAUGGUAUGCCAUGUUCAAUUGCGAUGAAAUUUCUACGGGUGCUGGCAUCCUCAGGGCGACAUUCAUCUGCCAGACUGUUGCACACAUUUGACAUGAAGAGCCGGCUGAGUAGAUUUGUGGUUCAGGAGCCCCAGGAUAUUCCUCUGCCAAGGGAAGAGUCAGAGAGGCUGAGCACAGAGACUUUCCGCCUGUGGGCGGUGGCCGCUGGCUAUGGCCAGGCCUGCGAUAUAUACAGUGAUCUGUAUCCUGUGCUUGUGAGAAUUCUACAGUCCCUGCCCACACUGAUUGCCUCUUGUGCAGAAGGAAGUGGCUCCCCUGCAGUUCUCUCCGUCCAGCGAGCAUCUGCUGUGAUUACUCUGCUUAGUCAUGUGACUCAGACCGCUGGCUGCACUGCAUACCUAGAGGCCCAGCUCCACAGCGCACCUGUAGACACAGAGCCUCAGGUUCCCCCUCCUCCGGUCUCCUGGGCCAAUGUCACUGGACUGCUGCCUCUUGUGGAAGCAUCCCUGAGGAAAUGUCUAAAAGAGGUUUCACAUCCCAGCACCUGGGCCCUUCUCCUACCUGUCACCACUACAUCCAUCAACUUUGUGGCAUCUUAUUACCGGGCUGCCAGCCAUCAGCCCUCGCUGAAUGCUGUAUUGUGUAAUGAGGAAGUGGAGAGAUUGACAGACAGUGUGCUUCUGCCGUUCCUGCACCACACCGCUGUACAGUCCAUGUGGGACUUGCUCAGAUCCUGCUCUGCAGUGUGUAACCCGCUUUCCUGCUCCCCGCUGCCCGAGUCUGUCCACAGUAUUGUGACUCUGAGCUGUGCAGGAGGGAAGCCGUCACUCAGCCUUCCUGGCAAAAAUUCUCCCUUCCCCACCUUGACCGCUGUGCUGAACCUUAUCUGCAACAUCAGCAACAUCCACAAGGGGCUUGUCGGCAAGUUCUCCUUUAUUCUGGAAUACAAAGGUCUUCAAAAUUACUUACUGAAGGUUUGUGAAUCUCCAACUCCACCGGCAACUGCGUCUUCCAGCUGGCUUCUGCGACAUGAGUAUCACUUUCAGUAUUUGGUGUUAUCUCUGGUAUAUAAACUGGUAAUGAUGUAUCCAGAGCAUUCCCAGCAUGCUUCACUCUGCCACUCUGUCUCCCUGACGUUACUGAGCAGACUCUUGCCAGGCAGCGAGCAUUUGGCUCAGAAACUUAUUUCUGCAUUUACUUUCAAUCCUGCUUUUCUGCCCGAGGGAAGUGCAGGUGGUCCGCAAGCAGCUGAUUUGUCUGACAAGUUACACAUUACAUCUGAAGUUAAGCCAACACCGCCUGGUUCAGCUGCUUUGGCUUCUGUUUCUCUCAGCCGUGGUGCUCUUCUAGAAGAAGCCUUCAAAGAUCUACCUUCCAUCCGGGCCUGCUAUUUGGCUCACUUUGCCUACAUGCAACAAGCCCUCAAUCAGUCUAAGUUUGUAUAUCACGAGAAGACUUGUUUUAUCCAGUCUGCUAUGCUACCUGAAGCCAAAGGCCCAGUUCUGCCAUCUGAUUGGCCAUUCCUCCCACUAAUCAACCUCUACAAUAAAGUAACCAAUGCAGAGACAAAGGGAAGUAUCGUAAACACUCUUCCUGCAGACCUGGUGAACAUAGUCGCCCGGAACUUGGAGUGGAUUGUUCUUUUGGAGACCUGGCGUCCUGACUCCUUGCAGAGUAUCCCAACUGCUGCAAAGCUGACUCGUUUGGCUUGUGUAUUUCUUACUGGCUGUGACCUCUUUUUAGAAGGUUUAGUUCAUGCAUACACUGCUGCUCUUGUGGUUCUGUACUCUCAGCCCAAAUACAUGGAAUCUCUAAAUCUUGAUGUUCCCCUGCCUGGACUUGCUUCUUUCUAUGACUUCUACAUGGACCUUAUGGAGCAGUUUGAGGGAGUUUCAUUUGGAGAUCCCUUAUUUGGAACGUUCGUACUUCUCCCACUACAGAGACGUUUUAGCGUCCAACUAAAGCUGGUUGUGUUUGGAGAACAUGUUAGCAGUCUGAGAUCUCUAUGUGUGCCCCUUAAAGAGUUUCCCAUCCCACUUACACUGUACACAACCCCUCCUGAAGAUAACGUGAAACUCCUGCGCCUCUAUUUCCGCACGUUAGUAACAGGAGCUCUGCGUCAGACCUGGUGCCCUGUUCUCUAUGUUGUGGCCGUGGCUCAUGUCAACAGCUUCAUCUUUUCCCAAGACCACGUGGCUCAGGAAGCAGAUGCUGCAAGAAAGAGCAUGCUCCAAAAGAUUUGUCUCCUGGUGGAUGAGGGUUUGAAGAAACAUCUCUUGUACUUCAAACAACCAUCAAGUGACAGCUCUGUGGGCUUCGAGCUAUAUGACAUGCUCCCACCUCUCAGGCAAAAGUAUCUGAAGAAGAUAACAGAGAAGCAACAUCAGACAGAAGGAGCAUCUUAACAACAUGUUCUAGACCCAUGAUCUAGGACAUUGAGAGCUUAUUAGACAAUUUUAGUUCAGAUGCUCCUGCAUGCGAGGAGCUGACCACAGUAUCCUAAUGUCCUUUGGAUUCUUUGUUGCUAGAAGUGAGGCGCAUUGAGAGCACCACUCAAGUUAGUCAUUUCUGCUCUAUUCCAUUAAAUAUGUCCUGUGUACUGUAACUCCUCUCAGUGAGGUAUCACAGCAUUGCUUAUGAAAAUAAAUAAUUCACCAGACCUGAACAGCCGCUACAGUAAAUGCUGAAGUAUACCUCUGACGUACAUCAAUACACACAGCCAUUUUGUUGGUUGAGUUCACAUUCAUGAACAUUCACCAGGAAUCGGCUAUAUUACUUAGGCACCGAGGUCACCAUUUCGUUAAUAUGCAGCCUAUAAGGGCAGUGGUUCAUACUGUAUUGUCAGAUACAGUCUCUUAAUUAAUGGUUCAGCCUACAAAUAAAAUGCCUACACUGUGUGCGCAUUGGCAAUGCGUUCGGGAAACUCUGGUGAAUAAAUAUGUUUAGUUCUUUGAUGUACAACUAAAAUAUUUAAAGGAAAAAAAUAUUGUCUAGGUUGUAAUAGAUUUUGGUCCUUUAGUCUGUGGCAAAAUAAUUUUGUCAGGGCUUAGAAUAAACGUACAUGUACUUUUGAGAGAUAUGUAAAGCAAAUGUACCUACAAAGUCAGAUAUAUGGCCCUCUAGUGGAGAGAAGGGGUAUGGUUCAUUGGUAGUUACCAUUCGGCACCAAGCCCUGUUUUACAUGGGGAAUGAGCAAUUUUAAUGGCCAUGUAGAACUGCUUAACCAUUUCUCAUGCAUAACCUUUGUGAGAUUUUCUUGUAGCUAGCGAAUAUAUUUUUGCCUUAAAAUAAUAAAACUAUAUUUUUA
Messenger RNA from Pseudophryne corroboree (corroboree frog), 5294 nucleotides. RefSeq names its product RNA polymerase II associated protein 1 (gene RPAP1). Gene Ontology annotation, biological process: transcription by RNA polymerase II. The record is from RefSeq and is a predicted model, not a curated record. NCBI's taxonomy places the organism in Eukaryota, Metazoa, Chordata, Amphibia, Anura, Myobatrachidae. The transcript has 25 exons. The coding region runs from base 130 to 4392 and encodes 1420 amino acids.